UCAGCGGGUGGGUGAGUUGUCUUUGCUUCUUGGUAACUUAAACUUUGUGAAACUUAAUAGGAAUAGAGAGCUUACUGAUUUGAGUUUGUUCGCCAUAAUGCGUAACUGCCCUUUGAUAACUGAGAUCAGGAUGGAAAGUACCUGUCUUGGGAAGAAGAAGGUGGAGGAGAAUUUUUUGGUUGUGAAUUAUUCUCAUGUGAAGUUUCUCUAUUUGGCUAAUAAUUUAUGGCUUGGUGAUAGAAGUCUCACUAUACUUGCUUCCGUAUGCCCAAACUUGGAGAUAAUGGAUUUGAGCGAUUGCGGGACCCAUUCAAAGGGUGCUAUUGAAGUUUUAUCGAGGUGUUGUAAGAUUCUUCGCUUGGACUUUGCUCAUUUAGGAUACAAGGAGUUUCCGUUUAAGGUUAACUUUGAAGUUCCUACAUUGUUCGUGUUGAAUUUGUCAUGGUCGAUAAUUGGCAAUGAAGAACCCUCUCUUAUUUCAAAGAAUUGUUACAACUUAAAAGAACUUAAAUUGGAAUAUUGUAGCAAAAUCACGGCGAGUGGGGUAAAGCAGGUGGUAAAAGAUUGCAAGCAACUAAGAAUGAUAAGUUUGUAUUCUUGUAAAAACAUAUCUACUGAUGUCAUUGCUUGGAUGUUAUUGGCAAGGUCAUCGUUGAGAAAAAUAACAUUUGCUAGUGACACGGGCCGGAGGGAUCUCUCUCUACGUCAUGGAUGCGUUGUUGGCUGGGAUCUAAGCGGUGGUUGGUUGGGACUAAGCGGUCGUUGGUUGGGAUUCCGUGGGAUUACUAACGUAACUGAUUCUCUCCUAAUCCGAUAGGUCAAUAACUAAGCAGGCGUGAAAUCAUUUGCGAGACUGAUAGCCUAGAAGCUUUCUUGUUCAGCAAGAGAAUACCUCCAUGCAUAGAGAAGAAUCUGACCUCCUUCUAAAGAUUAUGGAAGCACUUCACCGAAAUUAUACACUUUUGGUUGAUUUGUUUUAGGAUUAAUUAAUUUUUCAUUUAGUCAAAGUUUCUUGCCUUGCUUAAUUGGUAUGUUUAAUGGAGAUUGAAUCUCAAACUCUUUUCACAUAUCUAGUACUAUGUAAUCAAAAGCAAAUCUGUUAUAUUAACAAGCUAAGC
Molecule: messenger RNA, 1118 nt
Organism: Arachis ipaensis
Lineage: Eukaryota; Viridiplantae; Streptophyta; Magnoliopsida; Fabales; Fabaceae
Product: F-box/LRR-repeat protein 16-like
Biological process (GO): SCF-dependent proteasomal ubiquitin-dependent protein catabolic process
Cellular component (GO): SCF ubiquitin ligase complex
Source: RefSeq, a predicted model, not a curated record